AUGCCUAGCAUUGAAAGAAAAGACAAUCUCAAUCUAUCCACUUCCAAUGAGCAAAUUGAUCCCAUCCAACUAGCCCGAAUAAAGUCCCGGUACGAGGAAGAAAGAAAAAAACGCCUCCGCGACGAUGGAAACGCACAGUUCAUCGAAAUCGCAAAGUCAGCUCAGUAUGAGCGUUUUGCAGAUGAUCCGUGGGCUGAAGCGACAUCAAUCCAGCCCCUUCAAGCCAGAUUUCCCGAGAAGCAAAGCGAAAUACUCAUCAUCGGUGCCGGUUGGGGCGGAAUACAGUGUGCUGUCCGCAUGGUCGAGGCUGGUAUACCAGCCAAAGAUAUUCGCAUUAUCGACCCAGCUGGCGGCUUUGGUGGCACCUGGUACUGGAACCGAUACCCGGGGCUUAUGUGUGACAUUGAGAGCUAUACAUAUCUCCCAUAUCUGGAGGAGACGGGAUACGUACCCAAGCACCGGUAUUCGCAAGGCGAAGAGAUCCGGGAGUAUGCCAAUCUUGUUGUGCAGAAAUGGGGAUUAGUAGACUGUGCUGUUUUUCAAACCCAGGCAGAGAAAAUUAUUUGGGACGAUGACGCCAAAGAAUGGUCGGUCAGUCUAAUCCAGCGUCGCAAGGGCCAAUCUUCAGAGGCUCUCCAGAUUCGCUCCAAGUUUGUCACUAUUGCUGCUGGUGUCCUCAAUUGGCCCAAGUUGCCAAACGUCCCGGGCAUUUUGGACUUCCAAGGUGACAUGUUUCAUUCUGCUCGUUGGGCAUACGAUGUCACUGGUGGGUCACCCAAAGAUCCUUUGCUUGACAAGUUGAAGGACAAGAGGGUCAUGGUCAUCGGCACGGGAGCGACGGCGGUGCAAGUUGUUCCGCAGCUCGCAAAAUGGUGUAAGCACCUCUACGUCGUACAGCGAACGCCAGCCUCAGUAGACGUUCGUGAUCAGCGAGAGACUGACGAAGAAUGGUUCCAUAAAGAGGUUGCACGAUCAAAAGGAUGGCAACGAGAGCGAAUGCAGAAUUUUCACCAGCAUUUCACUCUUGGAGAGAUGCCAGCAGUCAACCUGGUUAACGAUGGAUGGACCCGCGCCCCUGGCUUAGUUGGUAUAACUGGGUACACAGAGGGACCCAAAUCACCCGAAGAAGUCCCGGCGUACACGGCGAGAUUGACUGAGAUUGACGCUCCUCGUCAAAGCCGCAUCCAUGCUCGCGUGGAAAAGGAGGUGAAGGAUCCUGCCACCGCAGACAAACUCAAACCUUGGUAUCCCGUAUGGUGUAAGCGUCCCUUAUUCCACGACGACUACCUCAAGACCUUCAACCAAGACAACGUGACUCUCAUCGAUACAGACGGCAAGGGCAUCGAUCGAAUGACAACAGACUCGCUGGUUAUUGGCAAAAAGUCUUAUCAGGCUGAUGUAGUCAUCUUUGCGACAGGUUUCCUGGCGCCUCCCGCUGGUACCCCAUCCGAGAAAGCAAACAUGUCAAUUAUAGGCUUGAAUGGAGUCUCCAUGAGUGAGGAAUGGCCUCGCUUCGGCCCUACAACUCUUCACGGUGCCAUCGACGCCAAAUUCCCAAAUCUUUUUCUCUGCGGGCCCCAGCAGGCCUCAUUGAGUGGAAACUAUCGGUUCGGUCUCGACGAGUACGCGAAGCACAUCUCAUAUAUAUUGACCGAGGCGAAACGUAGGGCCAAUGGUGCCCAGUUCGUUGUAGCCCCGUCCGCGGAGGCAGCAGAGAAUUGGGGCAUGCAACUUGUAAUACAUUCUGCACCAAUGGCAGUUGCAAUGGGAUGCACGCCGGGAUACUUCAAUUUAGAGGGUGAUAUUGAUCGUGUGUCACCCAACGAACAGAUGGGUUUAGCGCGGUCGGGUAUUUGGGGCUCGGGAAUCGAAGAUUGGCUUGGUAUUAUUGAAAAGUGGCGAGCUGACGGCGACAUGCAGGGUAUCUUGGUCCGUUGA
This is a messenger RNA of Penicillium coprophilum, 1938 nucleotides long. Its product is annotated as flavin-containing monooxygenase. The record is from RefSeq and is a predicted model, not a curated record. NCBI's taxonomy places the organism in Eukaryota, Fungi, Ascomycota, Eurotiomycetes, Eurotiales, Aspergillaceae. Gene Ontology annotation, molecular function: oxidoreductase activity. The transcript has a single exon. The coding region runs from base 1 to 1938 and encodes 645 amino acids.